UGGGUACAGGUUAUCAGUUCACACUCUUGCCUGUGCCUGUGGUACAUACAGUAUCAUAUACUAAGGCUAAUGUUACAUUAUUAGUAUACAUCGAGUUUGGUUGUUAGACUAAGAGGAAUAUUAGUAGACAUGAGACCAAUGCAGGAGAACAUCAAGGUGCUUUACUUUGCAAACAAAUGUCUGGAGCCAUAUGUAGAGAUCAUCACAGGGAAGGAUGCAGUGAAGUGUCGACGGAGCGUGUGCAGCUCAGAGGAGGGUAACCGCUCUGAGGACGAGGAGCCUGAGGACUUACUUCCUGUUCUCCGAAACCACAGCCAGCUCCUCAAUGACCACCACAUCGAGAGUCUAGCCAAUCACAUGCCAGCAAGGACACAGGGGUAUCCAUGGAACCUGGUCUACAGCACAGCCAUUCAUGGCACMAGCCUGAAGACUCUGUACAGGCAAAUGGCCCACAUCGACAGUCCUGUGCUUCUGGUCAUCAAAGACAUGGGAAAAAAGGUGUUUGGUGCCUUCUCCUCCCAUCCCUUCAGAGUGAGUGACUGUUGCUACGGAACAGGAGAGACUUUUGUCUACAGCCUCGACCCUGCAUUCAAGGCCUACAGGUGGAGUGGUGAGAACUCGUACUUCAUCAGGGGCCAUAUGGACUCUCUACAGAUUGGUGGAGGAGGGGGGCUUUUUGGCCUGUGGCUGGAUGCUGAUCUGUACCACGGUGCCAGCUACUCCUGUCACACCUUCAACAACCAGCCCCUGUCCACCCAGCAAGACUUCACAGUGCAGGACCUGGAGGUCUGGACUGUCCAGUAAACAGAGCGAGACACUGAGAGACUCAGAAGCGGAAAAGAGAGAGAA
Salvelinus sp. IW2-2015 is the source of this 849-nucleotide messenger RNA. It is a transcript of the gene ncoa7a, whose product is annotated as nuclear receptor coactivator 7a. Lineage: Eukaryota; Metazoa; Chordata; Actinopteri; Salmoniformes; Salmonidae. The record is from RefSeq and is a predicted model, not a curated record. Gene Ontology annotation, cellular component: nucleus. Gene Ontology annotation, biological process: response to oxidative stress.